Sander lucioperca (pikeperch) is the source of this 1731-nucleotide messenger RNA. Its product is annotated as prolyl 3-hydroxylase 1-like. Gene Ontology annotation, molecular function: L-ascorbic acid binding; procollagen-proline 3-dioxygenase activity; iron ion binding. Gene Ontology annotation, biological process: collagen metabolic process. The transcript is spliced from 5 exons. The record is from RefSeq and is a predicted model, not a curated record. The coding region runs from base 16 to 1074 and encodes 352 amino acids. NCBI's taxonomy places the organism in Eukaryota, Metazoa, Chordata, Actinopteri, Perciformes, Percidae. Gene Ontology annotation, cellular component: endoplasmic reticulum.
CAGUCACAUUAAAAGAUGUUGACCUACGCUGGUUUCAUCCUCGUAGCGUCUGUUAAAGUGAAAUGGUGUUUCCACCUCCUCCAGCUCGGACAGGAGGGGACGGUUCCACUGAAGAGCGCUCGUCUGUUCUUCGACGUCAGCGAGAAGGUGAAGAAGGUGUUGGGGUCGUACUUCCGUCUGGACGCUCCGCUCUACUUCUCCUACUCCCACCUGGUCUGUCGCUCCGCCAUCGAUGAGAAGCAGGAGGACCGUAAGGACCUGAGUCACCCUGUUCACGUGGACAACUGUGUGCUGGUCUCUGAGCUCAACAAGUGUUUAAAGGAACCUCCUGCAUACACAUACAGAGACUACAGUGCUAUCCUUUAUCUAAACGAUGACUUUGAGGGAGGAGAUUUCAUUUUCACUGAGUUGGAUGCUAAAACAGUCACGGCCAAGGUGCGUCCACAGUGCGGCCGCGUGGUCGGGUUCGGGGCCGGGCAGGAAAACCCCCACGGUGUCAGAGCCGUCACCAAGGGUCAGAGGUGCGCUGUGGCGCUGUGGUUCACCCUGGAUCCAACUCACGAGGAAAAGGAGAGAAUCCAAGCUCAGGAUAUGCUGAAGACGUUUUCGACCCCUGUGAACGAGGAGUUCAUCCAAAAGGAGGCGAGUGACACCGCCAAGCCCCAGCUGACAAAAGCCGAACCUCCCGCACAGGCCGACCAGGAGAAAGCAGACGAUAAGCAAGAAGACCAACCAGCAGAGCAGAAGCCGGACGAACCAGCAGACGCGCAGGCCGACAAACCAGCUGACUCGCCAACGGACGAAGUAGAGGCUAAACCGGUCAGCGAAACAAAAGCCAAAGCUGCUCCGAAGGCCAAGGCCAAAGCCGGAGCCCAAGCAAAGACCAAGACAGCGGACAAAGUCAAACCUGCGGCUAAAAAAGACGCAAAGCAGACGGUUAAAACACAAGCCAAGCAGGUAGUCAAAAAGGACGCCAAACCAGCGGCGAAAAAGACAGUAAAAGUUGCCGCCAAGACAGCUAACGCUGACACCGCGUCGGCCUCGGACUCUCAGAAGGGUAAGGAGGAGCUGUGAUCUAAACAGCACCUGUGACUGUGUCUAUGUGCUGUUUAUUUUUCUAUUUUUUCUACUAUUUCUGACAUGGUCCUCUCUGUGGGUGGUUGAAUGAAAACGGAGGGAAAGGUUGAGUUAUUAAAACGUUUCACUGCAGAUUAGGGGUGCACGAUUCAGAAAAUGUCACGAUUCGAUUCAAUAUCGAUUUUUAGGCUCAAGAUUCAAUUCAGAAUCGAUUUUCGUUUCAAAAAAACGAUUCACAGUAUGUAAAUGUAGUUACUUUUCCCAUGUGAUUUCAGUAGACAUACAAUAAAAAAAUAAAAAAUUCGGAAUUCUAUGAAUCGAUUUUGAAUCGGUAGAGCUUGAAUUGCGAUUCGAAUGUGAAUCGAAUUUUUUGCACACCCCUACUGCAGAUUUCGCUGAAAUCGUCAGUACUUGACAAUCAAACUGACAAUCUGCUAGAAUGCCCAAAUCACUGGAACCAUCUUUGUUUGGCGUCCGAAGUUUAUGGGUAUGUAUAGAUGGUUCAUCUCAGUUUUGAAUUUAAAUGACUUUCUGUGUAUUAUAAGUGUACUAGGUUUGGGGAAGACUUAGGUGAACAUAUUUGGCUGUGGGUUUAGGGAUCCUCGCUCAAGAAAAUAUGACUUUUUUUCAAUAAAAAAACAAAAUACUAUUUCA